UCCGGUGGGUACUUCAAGCAGCAGACACGUUGAGACCGAGACUAGGCGAGAGGCGAGUCACGGUGUGUGUCGCAAUUGCGACCAACUGGGAGCGCAGAGCUCGGGAGGCUCCGAGUCGGUUGCUCUGUCGAUUCACGUCAUCUUGACCGCAAUUUCAAUUCCACAUCAAGUGCGAAUCCAGUCGAAGAGCAGCGCCUGUGGGGUGGCAGUCGCCAAUCUCGCAGCAAGAUCGGCGUAUAAAUACCCUUCACCGCCGCAUCACCCACACCUCACCUCGCCUGCGGUCCCGCUGCCACAAGCCCUACCUUCGUCACCACUGAUAUGGCAUUGCCCGCGGACGUCAUACAUUGUAUCCUUCCUCAUGUGCAGAGUCGACGCGAUCUCGAGUCUGCGUCGCUAGUCAACCGCGAGUUUGCAAACAUAUCACGGCGAUACGUGUUUCGUCAGAUCUCUAUAUGGAUUCAUAAUGGCACCGAGCGCUUCCGUGGCGUACUAGAGUUCCUACGCUCGAGACCGGACGUGUGCAGUUACGUCCAGGAGCUCGUCGUUACUGGCAUCAAGGCGCCGUUCCUCCAACUCGUGCUAAAUCAACACCAGGGAGAAGGUCUUGAAGUCAUCAGUCACAUCGAUGCCCUCGAGAACGCGCUGAAGGAAGGCUUAUUCACAAACCUCAAGAAGCUGGAGUGGGACAUUGAAGAGACAAUCACCACGACGUUCGCAAACACUGUUCAUAAUGCAUUCCCUCGCUGUGAUUGGGUCAUCUCAACGUAUUCCGGAAACCCGCUGCCCCCGCUGCCCAACCUCAUCUCCUUGUCGUCUGUGACAUACUACAACGUUGAGGCGUUGCUCUACUACCAGCCGAUCCUCCUUCGCGCUCCACGACUCCGCACUCUGGAUGUCGUGUCGUUCCGGCCUAGGGGCUCCUCCUUUCCGACACAUGGUGCGCCGCCCUUCAUGGAGCACGACCCGAACCUGGCGGUCUCCAGAGAGGCCUAUCCAGCAAUCGAAGAACUCACCAUGCGCUGGUUGCUAUGGUCCCUUGAGGGCGCCCGCCAGUGUCUUCAGAUGAUGCGUUGUUCGCAGCUGCGUUGUCUAAAGCUGAUGCAUGGCAACUCCUCCCCAUUCUUACAAGGCUGUAUACCUACCCGCCAAACGUUGCCCGCACUUAGGGAAUUCAAGCUAGUGGAACCCCACCUGCUCAAUCCAGAAACCUUUCGGGAUGCCCUCAAACAAUUCCUAGCGACUAUGGCUUCAGGGCUCCAUGACUUGCAAAUCGAAGCGUCUUGGCAGACGUUGGUUCCUACUAUCGCGGAGCACCACGGGGAGACACUGCGCUCACUAGUCCUCCACGAGAGCGAGCGCGGCCGGGCACCGCAAAGGAGCACGCUCAAGCUCGCCGACCUAAUCGCGUUGGGGAACACUUGUGUGUCCCUCAGACAUUUAGGCGUCGAUGUAGAGGCCGAUUACUCUGUCCCGGGGCCCGGUAUUCCUGGAGGCGAGUCUUUCGCUGCGGUUGUCAACUCGCCGGCCUACUUCCCUUCUCUGCGGCAAAUCACGCUUUGGGCUCCUCUCGGCCUCAUGGACAUAGCAAACGUGCUAGAGUCACAAGGCAAUACCUUGGAUGGAGAAGACCCUUUGUAUGUCCUCGAAGAACACGCAUAUAAAAUCUUGGAUCCCAGUCUAUGCGACACGGACAACACUGAGCAGCGGGAUAGAGGUAAGCUCGAGUCACUGACCGUCAAUCUCGGCGAACAAGAGAGGGAAUUCGGGGCACGGUACCCAGACCGUGAGUCUGUCCUCCCUGUUGAUUCCUUCAUCCAACUCACUUAGCAUUUCUAUCCAGCUUGGGAGAUCUGGGAGAUGGACACCCGGACGCAGAGAUAUCUCGAGAAGGAAUAUGACACGGAGAUUGCUAUCCGUAUGUACGGUCUAAAUGAUGCCUCAUACGAGCUGUCGGGCACACAGCGUCCUCAUCUGUGGUCCGUCACGCACGAUAACGAGUGGGUAGAAGGGCCCGACCUCGAGGACGAUCCCUGGGACGAAGAAGCAGAGACUGAACCGGGCAGUCAGUGAUGGCGAUAGGUGCCACAUACUCACGCAGAUCCUGUGAGUGUGGGAAGUGGCCUCAGCCUCAGGUGAAGUCGAUGGCGGCCUGCCAGUGGCUAGUGAAGGGAUUGAAGUGAUGUUUUCGGUCGGCUAUGACAAGAACGAGUGCGAAUCACAGCUACUCGCCGGUGUAUGGUAUAUUAUAUAUAACUAACACAUCUUUUAA
Rhodofomes roseus is the source of this 2272-nucleotide messenger RNA. RefSeq lists its product as uncharacterized. The transcript is spliced from 5 exons. The record is from RefSeq and is a predicted model, not a curated record. Lineage: Eukaryota; Fungi; Basidiomycota; Agaricomycetes; Polyporales; Fomitopsidaceae. Bases 322 to 1830 code for a protein of 502 amino acids.